This is a messenger RNA of Neltuma alba, 2154 nucleotides long. RefSeq names its product heavy metal-associated isoprenylated plant protein 34. Gene Ontology annotation, molecular function: metal ion binding. The record is from RefSeq and is a predicted model, not a curated record. Bases 414 to 1805 code for a protein of 463 amino acids. The transcript is spliced from 3 exons. NCBI's taxonomy places the organism in Eukaryota, Viridiplantae, Streptophyta, Magnoliopsida, Fabales, Fabaceae.
ACAAUAGCAUUAUUAAGCUGUCAAACACCUUCCCAGCUUGAAGCUUUAUAGUGUUGUCCACAACAAAUGCAUAAAAGGCCACUAAAGCCAACUCACAGGGAAACCUAGUCCUUCUAGCUGGCCAGCUGUUCAUAGCCAUCUUCCUGCUGCUCUACUUGCAGCUUCAGCAACAACCUCCAUCCUUCUCUCUCCUCAUCCACCCCUCUGUGUCUGUGGGGAGUGCGUUAAACUAAACGUGAGUAAUUUGUGUGGCUUCUGUACGGAAAUUGCAGUAAGGGAACAAAGCCAGAAGAGAUAAGGUGGUCAUGCUUUCCAACCGCCUUUCAGCGCUCUAAAAAUAUAUCUACAUCUCCCUCCUCUUCUCUCACACCCCGCAACUUCGCACACUCUCUGUGCCAACCUGCGAGAAGAAGAUGAAUAAGCAAGACUUGCUCAAAAUUCAGAGUUGUGUUCUCAAGGUGAAUAUCCACUGUGAUGGCUGCGAACAUAAAGUAAAGAAACUCCUUCAGAAAAUCGACGGUGUGUAUUCAGUGAAUAUAGAUGCCGAGCAAGGGAAGGUGCUGGUGACAGGGAAUGUGGAUCCAGGCACACUGAUAAAAAAGCUGAAAAGUUCAGGCAAACAUGCUGAACUAUGGGGGCCGAAAGGCAUGAUGUUUCCCACUAACCAGUUCAAGAACCUGCAAAUUGAUCCUCAUGGCAAAGGGGGAAAAGACAACAAGUCUCACAAAGGUGGAAAGGACAACCAGAAAGGUGCUGGUCAACCUCAAUUGUUUCAGUUCCAAAAUAAGGGGCCACAUAAUUUCAAGUUACCCGCCGGAGAUCACAAAUCUGUCAAGUUCAACUUGCCGGGGGAGGAAUUCGACGCAAGUGAUGACGACUUCGACGAUGAUUUUGACGAUUAUGAAGAUUCAGAGGACGACUACAAAGAAGAGCACAUCCAUACCCAUGCUAUGCCUAACAAGAUGAUGAACGGACAUAAAGGCACUGGUGGUGGGGGUAAGAAUGCCAAGAAGAUUGACGUCAUGGAUGUACCAGUACAAAUGAAGGGCAAAGGAGGGAACAACGAGUUCAAAAAUGGAGGCAACGGAGGAAAGAAGAACCAUGGAGGCGGAGGUAAAAAAAACAAGAGUGGAGGUGGAGGAGGUAACAAAAAGAGCACGAAAACCAGUGUGGGGUUGCUAGGUCGGUUUCUAGGGUUAGGGCAAAAAGGAGGUGACAAGCACAAAGAUAAGAAGAAGGGAGGAGGUGGGGGUGGAACUGGAAAUAACAAAAAAGGUAAACAAGGGAAGAAGGGAGGAGACAAAUUUGAGGAUGUGGGCUACGGUUUUGAUGAUGAAGAUGGUGAUGUUGAUGAAUUUGAUAUUCCUCAAUCUCAUCAGGGUAAGGGUAAGGGUAAGGGUAAAGGAGGCAAUGGCGGUAAAAGUAAUAAUGGUAAAGGUAAUGGGAAUCAUGGAAACGUGGGCCAGAUGGGCCCAAUCCAAAUGGGCCAUAUGGAUCAGAUGAAGAUGGAGCAGAUGAGGAAUUUAAUGCAGGGACUACCAGCCAUGAACGGUGGUGGGUACUAUCCAGGAAUGCAAAUGCAGCCUCCUCCGCCCCAGUAUCAGCCGCCGCAGCAGUACAUGGCUCCCAUGAUGAGCCAUAAUUAUCACCAGCAACCACAUCUGAACAGUAUGUACCCACCACCGGCGAUGAUGUAUGGGCGGCCUUACAUGCCGCCUCCGCCGCCGAUUCCGGUUCAACCAGGGGCCGAUCAUGUUACACACGCCUUCAACGAUGAGAACACUGAGAGUUGCACUGUCAUGUAAACUAAGAAGAGAUCGAGCUUGUUUUGGCUCGCUUUCACGUUUAUUUGCGCUUUUUUCUUUUCCCGUAUUCAAUAUCUGGGGUUUCAUGAAAUUUUGUUCUAGUGAGUGCUAGUGCAUUAGUGCUUAGUGGUGUUAGAUAUGUGCAAAAUUUAGGGUGACAUAUAUAUAUAAAAAUAUAUAUAAUUGAUAUGGUUGCUUUUAUUUUGGAUCGUGCCCUUCGCGACUGACGUCAUGGCAGAAGCUUCACAUGUGCUCGCUGUGAGCGCUAAUGGCCAAAAUGUCCCUCACAGUACAGCCAGUCAUGAUUGAUGAUGAUGCCUUAUAUUAAUUUGUAUAUGCUUACUUUGUA